Messenger RNA from Podarcis muralis (Common wall lizard), 9063 nucleotides. It is a transcript of the gene PLEKHH1, whose product is annotated as pleckstrin homology, MyTH4 and FERM domain containing H1. Lineage: Eukaryota; Metazoa; Chordata; Lepidosauria; Squamata; Lacertidae. The record is from RefSeq and is a predicted model, not a curated record. Gene Ontology annotation, cellular component: cytoskeleton.
UUCCUGUGCUUCUUUGGAGGGCUGGCUGUGCUAUUUGAGCCAGGCUCUCCCGCUUGAAGGAAAAGAGGGAGAAAAGAGGCAGAGAACGGGGAAAGGCUGAAUGGGACUCGAGCGUAGCUGUUGUGUGCAUGACUUUCGUGAGAUCCCCUCCCCCUCAGGGCAGCCGCAGCCCUCGUUCGCCUGGAGGUGAGCGGCAGGAGGAUGGCAACACUCUGUUCCUGAGCACAAUAUAACCUUGUUCUGACCAAGAACAAUACAAGGACAUCUUGAGGUCAGUCUAGGGAGAAGAAGGCAUUCAAAAUGGCAGAGCUCGCUGUUGAGAAUGGUAGCUGCAUGGACUGGCAGAAACGAUGCCUUGCAUUGGAGACACAGCUCUUCAAAUUCCGCCUGCAAGCUAGUAGGAUCCGGGAGCUUUUGGCUGAGAAGAUGCAAGAACUGGAGCAAAGAGUGGUUGAGGCAGAACAGAGAGCCCAAAAUGCAGAGAAACAGUGUGAGGGAAUCUUUCAGGUGGACGUUAUGGAAGAGAAGCUGAAACUUGCCCACAUGAAAACAAGCGGUUCAAGUGUACACAAGAAAUACCAGGAGCUGGUGAGCAGAGUGCAAGAAAAGGAUGAACUGAUCGAGAAACUGGAGACACAGCUGGAAAAGCAGAAGCAACUGAGAGCGGAUGAUGCUAAAAUUGUCCAAGAAAAGGCUGCCAAAAUUAAAGACUGGGUGACAGCUAAACUAAGAGAGCUUGAGAUGGAAAACCAUUACCUCAAGGGUUAUAACCUGAAGCUGACUGAGCAGAUCAAAGUCCUUCAAGCAGCGCUGCAAGAUUUGAUGACUGUGCCUUCUGAAGAAUCUGUUUCCAACUGCAACAUCCAGCUGUUUCGAGACCGAUUGUCCUGCCUCCUUGAGAACUCAGACCGGGAUUCCAGGAUUCUUGCAAUGGACAUCAAACAGGCAUAUCAGAGUGUAUCCAUGAAAGGGGUUCCUUAUAUAGCAAGUGUGGUAUUUAUGAAUGAUGCCUGUGUAACGGGUGAGGUGAACAAAUCGGUGCCUUCUCGGAGCUCACUGAGGCUUAUCUCUGACUUCCCAGACUACCAGAACUCUUUGGUAAAUGACCUGGUCCCCAUGGCACAUACCCAAAUCUGCCCAUCAUCAGACCACCAAGCUGAGACUGUGAAGUUUCAUGGAGCUUUAACUUUUCAGUCUCCCCUGGAGGAACUGCAGAAUUCCAUUGGUGAUUCAGACAAGACAUUAUCUGACUUGUGCAAGCCAGCAGAUGGACUGAGUGCUGACUUCAGAACUCAUAGGUUGCACUCAUCCUCAUCUGGGGAAGUGAAAAAUGUUCUUAAUGGUUCUCUUUCAACGUCAACUCCAGCCCUGAAGUUGCCAAAAUCCAUUACUUCAACCUCCCACAAUUUCCCAGGAAGGGAAGCUGGACUAGGUAACAGCAUGACCCUCCCCAAAGUUCGAACUCCUAGCAAUCCAAGGGACAGCAUCCUGCUCGCCAAGCGGCAUUAUAGCCAACCACAGUCAGGUGCAGAUUCCUUCCAUCAUGUGGCGAACAAUGAUAUCGGCACUUUUAAGCCUAUAAGUGCUGCUUCACAUUGCCGGGGACAGGUGGAAGAGACUGAUAUAGAUGAGGAAGUAGCUGAGAACAUGGAGAUGGAAGACUGUUUGGGGGAGGAGGCAGGGAUGGAUGAAGAGAUUCACCAGCAAUCUUGCUAUAAUAAGGAGACAUGGACUUCUGAAACCAGAGUGAUGGACCCAGGAGGCAAGCCACCCACUCCUCCGCUGCACAGAUUUCCAUCUUGGGAGAGUCGGAUCUAUGCAGUAGCCAAGUCUGGCAUGAGGCUUUCAGAAGUGGCUCUUGGGAGUGACUCUUCUAGCCGGACUUCAAAUUCUUCAAGCUAUUCACCCGCUGGAACGUUCACCUGCCUCAUUUACAGAAAUGUCACUGUGCCUGUGUACACCAUGCUAAAAGGGAAAGCUACCCAAAUCAGCAACGUUCCUUUCCUAGACGAGUCCUCCGGCUCUGAUGAUGACUGCAGCUCUCAUGUCAGCUUCAGAACCUCCAAUGCAGGAUCUGAAUGCAGAAAAACAAGCAUACCAGGCAGUCCUCGUGCAGUGAAGCGAGCAGGUGUCUCUAUGUCUUCGCUAAGCUCGGAGAGUGACUACGCCAUCCCCCCUGAUGCCUACUCCGUUGAUGAAGAUUAUUUUGAACCAGAGCACAAGUUGCAGCGGACAUCAUCCUAUUCCACAGAUGGUGGAGUGUGCAGUGAGCCGCUGGAGAAAUCUGGCUAUUUGCUGAAAAUGGGCAACCAGGUGAAGGCAUGGAAGAGGCGGUGGUUUGUGUUGAGAAAUGGACAGAUCAUGUAUUAUAAGUCCCCGAGUGAUGUCAUCUGCAAGCCCCAGGGGCAGGUGGAACUGAAUUCUUCUUGCCAGAUCAUACGGGGUGAAGGAUCCCAAACAUUCCAACUCAUCACUGAAAAACGAACCUAUUUCCUGUCAGCUGACUCUCCUAACAUUCUGGAGGAAUGGAUUUGUGUCCUUCAAAACAUCCUGAAGGUGCAGGCGACCAGUCCUACGGAAGUCCCUCUCAGUGAUGCCAAACCCACUGUGAAAGGCUGGCUCACCAAGGUGAAACAUGGACACUCCAAGCUGGUUUGGUGUGCGCUGAUUGGAAAAACAUUUUACUAUUAUCGCAGUCAGGAAGACAAGUGCCCCCUUGGCCAUUUGCACCUGCGGGAAUCAAAGGUGGAAGAAGUUGAUCGCUCCUGUGAUUCCGAUGAAGAUUAUGAGGCUAAUGGUGGGGGGCUACUUUCUUCCCAUUGCACCCUGGUUAUUCACCCUCCGGAGCAGAGUCCCACCUACCUACUCAUUCGUACCAAACAGGAGAAGGAUACCUGGUUGUACCAUCUGACAGUAGCAGCAGGAAGUAGCAGUGCAAAGGCAGGCACUGCGUAUGAGCAGCUGAUUGGGAAGCUACUAGAUGCAGAAGGAGACCCAAAUUCUCCCUUGUGGAAACAUCCUAUGCUGUGUUACAGCAAAGAGGGGCUGCAGGCUUCCCUCACCACUCUGCCUUCAGAAGCCCUGCAGACAGAGGCCCUCAAACUCUUCAAGUCUUGCCAGCUGUUUAUCAACAUUCCUGUGGAAGCUCCAUCUAUUGAUUAUCAUGUGACCCUGGCUCAGACAGCACUCCAGGUCUGCCUGACUCACAGUGAGCUACAGAAUGAAAUCUAUUGUCAGUUAGUCAAACAGACCAGCAGGGAAGCUCAGAAUCACUCCGUCAUCCAGUGCUGGCAAUUACUAGCUCUUUGCGCUCCUCUCUUCCUGCCUCAGCAACAUUUCCUUUGGUAUCUCAAGCAUCACCUACAGCAGCAUGCAGACCCCAGAACCGAAAUAGGCAAGUAUGCCAUCUACUGUCGAAGAUCAAUGGAGCGCACUUUGAAAGCUAGAGAGCGAGAAGCUAGACCUUCCCGAAUGGAAGUCGUGUCCAUUUUGCUGAGGAAUCCCUACCACCACUCACUCCCCUUCAGCAUCCCAGUACACUUCAUGAAUGGAACCUACCAGGUGGUCGGUUUUGAUGGCUCCUCAACCGUGGAUGAGUUCUUGCAGCAGCUGAACCAGGAGACAGGAAUGAGGCUGUCGUCAAACUCAGGGUUUUACCUAUUUACAGACGAUCCUUCUGGUAGGGAUCUAGAACACUGCCUACAAGGCCCUAUGAAGGUCUGUGAUGUCAUUUCAAAGUGGGAGCAAGCUCUGAAAGAGUUGAAUCCUGGAAAAUAUGAAGGUGGCACGAGAAUCGUGAAACUAACGUAUAAAAACAGGUUGUAUUUCCGAAGCCAAGCAAAAGGUGAGACGGACCGAGAACGAUUGCUGCUGGCUUUCCAGAUUAGUGGGGAAAUAGCCAGUGGGAGAUUCCCUGUCAAUAAGGAGCUGGCUCUGGAAAUGGCAGCUUUGAUGGCUCAGGUGGAAUAUGGAGACUUAGAUCGGCCAGUACCCUCAAGUCCUGGAAGGUCAUCCCACUCCAAAAUGCAACAUCUUCUCCAGCAGGUCCUGGACAAAUUCUAUCCCAAGCGCUACAAGCAUAGCACUACUGCAGAGCAGCUAAGGCGGCUGGCUGACCGACUGGCUACAAAGUGGAUGGCGUUGCAGGGAUGCUCCCCACAAGAAUGCAUUCGGAUCCAUUUGACUGUGGCUCGGAAAUGGCCUCUUUUUGGAGCCAAACUGUUUCCUGCUAAGCCUGUCCUACCUUCUCCCUUGGAAGACUCUCCACUUUGGAUAGCUGUGAAUGAAGAUGGAAUCAGUAUACUGGAAUAUAAUACUUUGCACUUAAAGCUGGCUUACUCGUACUCUUCUGUACUGACCUUUGGAGGCUGUCACGAUGACUUUAUGGUUGUGGUCAGUCAAGUGAAGGACAGGUGCUCUGGCAAAACCACUCCUGAAAAACUACUUUUUACAAUGGCAGCUGUAAAGAUUGCUGAAGUGACUCUCCUUAUGGCCAGCUAUAUUAACUACAGUUCAUCGACGCCACACCUGUCUCCUACGCCUCCUCCUCAGAGUGUCAGUUCACCAUGGAGAACGUCAUCUACUAAGAAGCUCAUGGAACUUGAAAGCAGGUCUUUCUUUCCUUCUCUGCCCCGGACCACUAAGGGGCCUACACUGCUGUAAGCCCUGUUUCAAGUGCCUUUCGGAGUUGUCUUGCCACACUGUGAAUUGAAGACUGCUGUGAUUUCAUUGCUUAUGUGCCCUGCUAAUCAGGCAGACUCCAGGUCUACCUCCUUGGUGAAGUGCAACUUUCCUAGAGCCUUGUUUAGAGCAACACACCUUUUCUCCCUUUAAAAACUAGAGCUGGGGGUAGGGUUACUUAUUUUGAAUAGAAGGGGUAUCUUUCACACUUUGUCCCUGCUAGAGUUCUAGCAUAACACGGCAUUGCCUUCAACCACUUUUAAACCACACCCUUGGUUUCAUCUUUUUGGGUGGCUUCGCUGAUUCCACACACACUCAACUGUAUCAAAGCUUUUUCUUUUGCAACCAGGAUUUCUCUCAGACCUCACUCCCGAUUGCAAGAGUUUUGACAGCAUUCAUCUUCUUACUAAACAUGUGUUAUGAUUAGAAACUAAUCAUCAGUUUCUCAGCUAUUAAUUUCUUCCUGAAUAUGCAUUCAUCAGCUAUUGACCUGUAAACGUCCCAGAACAGAAAGCUUGGUUUGGGGUCUUCACCUGAUUGCCAACUUUUACUCUCUUGCCUUUCCCACUCUCCCCUGCAAAAAUAGCACUAUUUAUCUAAGAUCCUAUUUGCCCCCAAACCUUUUGUUUCCCUACCUCAUCUUCUGAAGUGUGCUGGGUAAAUGAAUAUGUACCAUAUUCCUUAAGACAUUAUUUCAAGUGCAAACAUCCUGAGAUGAUAGACUGACAACAAUGGCAUUGUCGAACACACUGGAUCAGUGAAUUCACAUAAUAUGUGGGCAACUAGAAUAAUAUAUUAUUGCUUUGAAAAAGAGCCUGAGGAGGGGAAAUAUGUGCUUUUCCCCAACUGCAAGGACUUUUGUUCUGCAUAAAUGGGGGUGGGGGUGAGGAGAGACACCUGACUGGGGAGAACUAUUGCUUGUAAAGAAAGGGCUUAGAAAAGGAAAUAGCUACGUUGAAGGUUGUACCCUGGAGCCAAUUACUUUUGUACCUUUUUUCACAAGCAUACUAUAUAGUACUCUAAAGAUGUGAGGAACUGGCUGGGAGGACUUGAUAUAGAUUAACAUAGGGAUACCCAGGACCAAAAAGCAAUACUGUCUGGAUCCCAAUAGUCCUACCAACUUUUGUCCAAGGUAUGAUAGACAUUUUGUCCAUACAUUCCCUCAUGAGGAAAACAUAUUUUUUUCAAAAGUUGUGAGAUACAGUGGUGUUCCACACUUCUGAUGUUUACACCUAUUUGGGUCUUGUACAAUAAUGCCUCAGUUAUACACAAAUGUGUAUUAAAUCUGCAAAUGUGGAAUCCUUGCUGUUAGAUGGUGCUGACCCUGAGUGCCUGCAAGGCUGUUGAGAUAGUCUGGACCACAGUCUGGAGUGACCUAAAGAAUACAGAGGUUGCCCAUUCCUGCUUUAAUGGAUUAGCUAAAUAUGGGAAAUGGUUUCAUGCUAAAGUGUCAGACAGUAAGUAAAAAAGAGAAAGUAUGUGAACAAGUGCCCAUGUUGCAAAGGGGGAAACACAAGAUAUAAGAAGGCUAGGUGUAUCUUAACUGGGCAGCUGGAGUAUGUCCAAGAUAAAUCUAAAAGUUUCCAAGGGUACCAGUAUAAACAUAAGUCAACAUUGUGGUAUUGUGGCAGAAAUGGCCACUGCCAUUUGAAGGUGCCCACACUAGUGGCAGCCAAUAAUGUGGAGCAGUGGGGAAAUUCACCAUGUGGUGAUUCACAUGAUGAAUAAUAUUACACAUUACAGGAGAGAAUUUAAUAUGGGGGUCCCCAUUUGCAGGUACAGCUGCAGUUCCAUUUCCCCUAUAAUAUAUAAUUGAAUUCUUAGCAAAAGACUUGUGAAGUAGAAGUAUCAAAAAAUUUUGGCACUGGAAAGAACUUGGGUGGAAUGCUGUGUUCAACACAGUGAAUGCAGAUCAUGCUGACAUAACGGAAACAAGACUUACAAGGAUGGUCACAGGGUCUGGGAAACAAAUCCUGUAGAGGGAGGCUGAAGGAACUGGGCAUGUUUAACCAAAACAAAAGAAGGCUAAGGCUGGAUUCAGUGCAUACUUAAUUGGGAGUAAGCUCCAUUAAACUGUGAGACUUACUUGCAAGUAAGCAUGCAUAGGAUCAGGACGCAGGAGGAGUAUAUUGAAAGUUUUAAGAUUAUUUAAAGGAUAUCAAAAAAUAUGUGUGAAAUCAAUUGAGCAUCCUGUGCCUCAUGGAUAGGAAAUGAUACCAUGGGUCUGGGCUGCGGGAAGAUGGUCUCGGAUUAAAUAUUUGGAAACAGAUUAUAAGAGUACUAAUGGUAAGAUCAAUUCAGCAAUAGAAAAAGUUGCCUGGACAAUUUGCAGAAUGACUUCUUCGUAUAUGCAGGGGAUACUUAAGGAAUGGCUGUUUAGUAUUAGAAGUUUCCUUUGAUGAUCCAAAGGAUUUCCUUGUAGCUGAACAAUUGCACACAUAGUACCUAGACUUUCUGAAUAUGGGGGGGGGAGAAACUACUUUGACUAAAACAUUUUCAAUCCAUAUUUGGAGUUUCCAUACAUGGUACAGCAUUAGGGUGGAAUAAUUUAACAUGUUUACUUUUGAACUAUAGUAAAAUGCAGGUAGUGUGCUUUUGGAGGAACUGGCAAAAACAUGAAUGAUUGCAAGAAAACAUCCCUCAUAUAUUAUACUAGAUAGAUACUGUACCAUAGCAUUACACAAGGACAAUCCCUUGGCUCUUGCCAUAGAGGUGCAUUUUAUGAUGCAUAAUCUCAGGUGUAUGCUUUGAAAUGUUGGAACCACUAUAUUGUAUUUAUUUUUGGAUGUGUUCACUACUGACAUUUGUACUAGGACCACUUUGAAAUGGGAAGGCAUCUGAUGUUGUUUUGCCUCCCAGCUUAUGGCUUUGUUUAACACAAAAAACCUUAUUUUUUUAGCAAUACUUAUCUUUGGAACUCCUGCUUCCUUCAAAGGGGAGUGGUUAGCAAACAAAUACAUUUCUAAAUGCUGUCCAUCUUGCCUUUAAAAAUAAGUGUUCUCCUUCCAAUAAUCACCUAUGACAAAGCUGAUAGAUCGAUGAUAGGUAUUGCUGUUCAGAUUAUUUUUCCUGUAAAAAUGUAUACCUAUAAUGUGAUUUGUACUGCAUUCUUGAAUAAUCCACAUUUCUAUAACAAAAAUAAGGAUCUGCAGAUCAUUGUUAUUUUAUUUGAUCUGUAUGGCCGUUCUCCAGCAUCCAUGGAGAAGCCAUUGGGCACUUGUUGAGUGUACCAAAACCUUACAAAGGAAACACUUCUGUCCCAAAAGAACAAGAGCCCCACCCAUGCAGAUCCCCUUGCUGGGUUAUCGGCAUAUAAAGCUCAAAUAAUCUGUGCAUCUGAAUCUGCAACCUCAGCAAAGUGCACAUCUGGAAGCAAAGCAGCAGCCUAAAACCAUACAUCAGAUUCUAUCUGCAUGGCCUGUCAACUGGCAGGAAGGUGUGUUCACAUCCUGUUACCUUUUUUAAAAAGACCAUGCAUAUAUUUGGACAGGAUCCUUUUGAGGUUCCUCUUAAAAACAGGUGAGGGCUAGUGAAAUAGUUACAAUUUUUUAUAAAAAAAAUCUCUCUUUGCUCCCAAUAAUUGUUUUCAUGUUGGUUGAGGCCAUUUUUCCUGAUUGCUGUUACAGCUGUUGGUUGUCUGUCCUCAACAACUAUAUUUUGACUGGUUUUAUAUAUAUUUGUGGAAAGAGUUGUGGCCACCUGAGGAUGUGAAUUUUUUCCUACUGUACUUGAAACUUACUGUGAGAGCAAAGAUCAGAAGUAGUCUACCACACUUGGACGCCGUUUACUUCCAAACUAUGUGGCAAAAGUUGGAAUGUAUGUUCCAUCUAUUUCAACAGAACUUACUUGCUUCAAAGUAAUGUGUUUAGUGUUAGAGGGUUGAGAACACUGUACAAUCAAAUCCAAACUGUCCACUGAAAAUAUACUUACCUUUGGCUUGUUUCCAUGGAUAGUGUUAGGUAUGCUCCAAUACUCUCAUUAAUGCUGCAGAUUUUCAUUUUACAGUAACAGCCCAACAGUACUCCCGUGUUAGAGGAGAGGCUGCAGCUGAAAUAUAGCAGCUUACUAGUGGAUCCCAGUGAGACCUGAAUCCAGCUCUCUCCUCUGAUGCAGAGACUAUGAUGCUACUAUAUAUUUAUAGUUUAUUGGCAUUCAGAAAACUGUCUAUUGAAACCAUGACAGAUUUGUAGGAUUCCACUCUAGCAAAGUUUAUAAAAUUCAGUUGUGAACAGCCCUGUGCCCCUAGCUGGAAAUUUGCUAUAGCACAACAGUGAAAAAGAAGACUUUGUUUUCACAACUACUGUUUUGUACAUAAAAAACUAUGACGUACUGUAAUGCAAUGCAAUGAUGGUGAAGCUAAUAAACUUAUGAUUAUCAAUAAAG